GGCGAAUAGCGCAUCGCGUGUUUAAUUUUGAUUUACUGUUUAGCUAAUUCAUGUUAAUUAAUUGCCCUCAGAAUAGUUAUUCCUGCCGUGCCUAGUGCGUUUUCAAUAUCGUGUAUUAGCUGAAGUCAAGCCAUGUCGUCCGACAAUAUUGAAAAACUGUAUCAAAAUUACGGUAUUUUGGCCGACGCCAAAGAAGACAUCUCCAAACAUGAAAAAGAGUACACGGAAAUUUUAGCCGCUGUGAAAGGUUCAGAUAAAGAGAAAAGAUUAGCGUCACAAUUCAUUGCGAAAUUCUUCAACAGCUUUCCUAACCUCGCAGAGCAAGCUAUAGAAGCUCAAUUUGACCUCUGCGAAGACGAUGAUGUGGCUAUACGCAAACAAGCCAUUAAAGAUUUGCCCACACUUUGCAAAGACCAUAAAGAGCACACUCAAAGAAUUGCCGAUAUCUUGGCACAACUCCUUCAAUCUGACGAUGCUACGGAGAUCAAUAUCGUCCAUAAUUCUUUGGUAACAAUAGUGAAGAGUGACCCUAAAGGUGCCUUAGUGGGACUCUUUUCCCAAAUACACCAGAAUACUGAAACAGAGGUGGUGAAUGAAAUCGUCCGAGAGAGAUGCAUCAAAUUUUUGGCCACAAAAGUGAAACAGCUUGGAAGGGAGAUUAUAAACAAAGAAGUUGAAGAAAUUAUUAUUACAGAAUGCAAGAAAAUACUUGAGGAUGUGGUGGCAGAAGAGUUUGAACACAUCAUGGAUCUCUUGACAUGGUCAAGGCUUGGUAAAACCCCAGCAGGCAAGAAGGAGCUGGUGCAAAUUGUGGCGGCAUUAGCCUUUUCCCCUGAUGAUUGGCACCCUGAAGAUACAGAACAUGUUGAAAGAAUCAUACAAUGUACUCAGCAUGCAUUGCCACUGUUCUCGCCUCAAGUGGAUUCGACACAGUUUGUGAACUUCUUCUGUGACUAUGUGCUACCGAAGUGGAAUGAAAUAGCUUCACCGGAAGGAGGGUCUGACUACAAGCUGGAGCUAUUGAAGAUAUUUGCUGAAAUUACUGAACAUUGUGGAGAUCUGGAGAAGCCCCAGAAGAUUGAUGCAGUUCAUGACUUGCUUGUUAACUAUUUACCUGAAGCGCCAGUUGAAGAAGAAAAGACAGAUACAGAUAAAUCAGACAGUUCCGCGACCCAACCUGAAGACAGCAAGCCUACCCCGUCACUCCAAUUCUCUCAUGUGGAGUGUGCCUUGUUCGCCCUUCACUCUCUAUGCCGGAAAGCACCAGAGGCACUCGGCGCUGAUGCGGCGAGGCUAAAGGCGCUUCGCUUGCGUCUACAAUAUACAGCACGCUUAACUCAAGGAUACAUCAAAAAGUUGAAGGAAGUUACUAAGGAUAAGAAAGGAGAUGACGCUAAUUCUGAAGAAAAUAAGCUCAAGGUUGUAGCGUUGAAGACUACGUCCAACAUCAAUACAUUGAUCCGCGACAUAUUCAGAUCCCCGCCGAGCUUCAAGAGCAGAGUGCAACUUUCCUUUUUGUCUAAAAAGACUGAAAAAGAGGUAAAUAAAAAAAACUUAUACACCCCGGCAGACAAACAGUCACCACCUAAAAGACAUAGACCAAUCACGUUCGACAACGGUGAAGAAAAAUCGUCACCGGAGAAGCGGGCGCGCAGCGGCGAACGAAGCCAAAAGAUGUACACGCCUCCGUCUGGCAAAUACAGCUCCCGCCUCAACAGCGGGCGCUUUCAGGGCACACCCCGGGGCCGCGGCGGCUACGGCCGGCGCGAUUUCAGGAGCAAUGGCGCGCCUUUCAGAAAGCGCAGCAAUUAUUAAAACCGAAUACUGACC
Cydia amplana is the source of this 1830-nucleotide messenger RNA. RefSeq names its product apoptosis inhibitor 5 (gene cass). Gene Ontology annotation, cellular component: nucleus. Bases 133 to 1815 code for a protein of 560 amino acids. The transcript has 8 exons. Gene Ontology annotation, biological process: negative regulation of apoptotic process. Lineage: Eukaryota; Metazoa; Arthropoda; Insecta; Lepidoptera; Tortricidae. Gene Ontology annotation, molecular function: RNA binding. The record is from RefSeq and is a predicted model, not a curated record.